AAGUUAAACUCACUAGAUUCAUAUCCUUUAUUAUUAUUACUCCAUUAUUAUACUCCACAAUAUAUAUCUAUGAAAAAUGCAAGAUCCAAACCAUUUGAUUAUUGAUUAGUUUUUGUCCAUAAACUAAGGAAAAAAGAAGUUAAAUACCAACCCAUUUGCCUCAUUGUACUUUUUCUCUUUUCUUUAUUUCUUUCUCUGACUAUAUACUGAAUCACAUUAUUCAUUUCAUCAUCAAAAACAGGAAUUAACAGCUCAAUAAAGUUUCAUUACCCAAAAUCAUACCUGAAUCUAAACUUCCUCAUAUCCAUCAUCAUCACAUUCCCUCUUCUCUUUUCAUUCAUACAAAUUCCCCCACAAUUUUCAUUUCUCAUUCCCAACAAAAGAUUGCAAAAUGCUGUUUUUCAUUUGUUAAUUUAAUUUAAUUUAAUUAUUUUUUACCUUUUUUAUUUUUGUAGCAAUUCAUUUUCAAUUUUCUUCCCCUUUUUUGCUGCAACCUACAAUAUUCAAUAUUUGAUUUUUCACCAAUGCAUGCUACAAAAUCUGGAAUUUCCAUUGACCCAUUUCAAUUUUCCAUCUCAAUUUCAUAAAGCUUCUCUGACAUUGUUUUGAAUUCACGUGUUUCUUCAUUGACCGAGAUCUAGGGUUUCUCAACCAUAUUCUUCGCACAUUGUUCCCUUUCACGCUUCUUCUAGAACAAAUCAACGUUUUCAUGUUAAAUUGAUUUUUUUUCCUUCAUGGGUUUUCUAUAAAGCUUCAAAAUUUGUUAAUUUCAGCUUCUGGGUCGCAAUGUUGAAGCAAUUCCUAAGUAAACUUCCUCGCAAAGCGUCAAAAUCUGACUCCGACGAGUCACCCCGAGGCGACUCGUCUGGCUCGCCUCGAGCCGCCGGAAAAAACAGCAGGUCACACGGCGGAAAUGAAGGUGGUAAAACCAGCGCCGGUAAAAGGAACUCCUCGGCGGCAGUUUUUCCGACGGGGACCGUUUCGUUGAUUGAACCGUUGGUGCCGUUUAAGGAUGUUUCUAGCUCGGAAAAAAUGAACCUUUUUGUGAGCAAAUUGAGUCUUUGUUGUGUGGCGUUUGAUUUCACCGAUCCUGCUAAGAACGUUGUGGAAAAAGAUGUAAAGAGAAGAACUUUGGUUGAACUUGUUGAUUUUGUUUCAUCUUUUGGUUCAUCAAAGUUUAGUGAACCAGCUAUUCUUGCAAUGUGUAGAAUGUGUGCUAUUAAUCUCUUUCGCGUUUUCCCGCCAAAUUAUAGGGCUAAUAAUCGAGGUGGUGGCGGUGAGAAUGACGAUGAUGAACCGUCUUUUGAUCCAGCUUGGCCUCAUCUUCAUCUUGUUUAUGAAUUAUUGCUUAAAUUUAUAACAUCAUCUUGUCUUGAUGCUAAGGUUGCAAAAAAGUAUUUUGACCAUUCAUUUAUUUUGGCAUUGUUGGAGUUGUUUGAUUCGGAGGAUCCUAGGGAAAGAGAUUGUUUGAAGACAAUUCUGCAUAGGGUUUAUGGAAAAUUCAUGGUUCAUAGACCUUUUAUUCGGAAAUCGAUUAACAACGUGUUUUAUAAGUUUGUGUUUGAGACUCAGAAACAUAAUGGGAUUGCUGAGUUGUUGGAGAUUUUUGGGAGUGUAAUAAGUGGUUUUGCUUUGCCAUUGAAAGAGGAACACAAAAUUUUCUUGUGGAGAGUUUUGAUUCCUUUGCAUAAGCCUAGAUCUAUGGGGGUUUACUUUCAACAACUGUCUUAUUGUGUUACACAGUUUAUAGAGAAAGAGCCGAAGUUGGCUAGCGUUGUGAUAAGGGGUUUGUUGAAAUAUUGGCCAAUAACACAUAGUCAGAAAGAGGUAAUGUUCCUUGGAGAAUUGGAAGAAAUUUUGGAAACAAUUAACAUGGUAGAGUUCCAAAAGGUCAUGGUACCAUUGUUUUGGCGAAUUGGAUAUUGCAUUAGCAGUUUACACUUUCAGGUAUCUGAAAGAGCCCUUUACUUGUGGAACAAUGACCACAUUGUCAAUUUGAUUGCUCACAACCGUCAGGUGCUACUACCUAUCAUAUUUCCAGCUCUGGAGAGGAAUGCUCAAAGCCACUGGAAUCCGGCAGUGCUCAACUUAACUCAUAAUGUUAGAAAGAUGUUCGUGGAGAUGGAUGAGAAACUCUUCCUUUCUUGUCAAUCUCAGUAUAAGGAGGAUGAAGCAAUGCUAAACUUGGAAUCCGAGAAACGAAAAGAAGCUUGGAAACAAUUAGAACAUACAGCCAGUCUCAAACCUGUAGUCGGAAACACCGCUGUUUUAGUGUCUCCGAUAUGAUAACGGGAAAUUAUGUAUGUAUGUAUGUAUGUAUGUAUGUAUGUAUGAGUAUGAUACAAUCAAAAUCAAUUUUUAUCUCUUUCCACCUGUUAUGGUGGAAAACCACAAGAAAUGUGGUAAAUGGUUGUUCCUGGGAGCAACUUUUCAUUUUUUGGGUCAUAUAUGACUUAUGCUUCUGGCAGCCAAAUGUUGUAACAUGUAACAUGUUUUUCAUUGAUAACUGUAUGGUAGCAACUUACCUCCUCAAGUUAAGUUAUGAGAAGGACCAUGCAGCUGAUUAAUCAAACCAAUUUUUUGUAUAA
Trifolium pratense (red clover) is the source of this 2588-nucleotide messenger RNA. Its product is annotated as serine/threonine protein phosphatase 2A 57 kDa regulatory subunit B' kappa isoform-like. Lineage: Eukaryota; Viridiplantae; Streptophyta; Magnoliopsida; Fabales; Fabaceae. Gene Ontology annotation, biological process: signal transduction. Gene Ontology annotation, cellular component: protein phosphatase type 2A complex. Gene Ontology annotation, molecular function: protein phosphatase regulator activity. The transcript is spliced from 2 exons. Bases 787 to 2286 code for a protein of 499 amino acids. The record is from RefSeq and is a predicted model, not a curated record.